Molecule: messenger RNA, 3518 nt
Organism: Vombatus ursinus (common wombat)
Lineage: Eukaryota; Metazoa; Chordata; Mammalia; Diprotodontia; Vombatidae
Product: protocadherin-8-like
Exons: 3
Coding region: 141-3356 (1071 amino acids)
Biological process (GO): homophilic cell-cell adhesion
Cellular component (GO): plasma membrane
Molecular function (GO): calcium ion binding
Source: RefSeq, a predicted model, not a curated record
UCCUCUUCCGAAGAGAAUUCGAGCAAAGCAUGCUCAUAGGAGCCUGACAAUCGAAAGGCUUUAAAUUGAGAAAUAAAAUAUAUAGUACUGCAAGAGGACUUGCCCCUAGCCUCUCAAAAGAGCAAAUCGAAGCAGGUGGCAUGACUCCUGUCAGGCAAGGGGGCAGCCCCUACCUUUUUCCUUUGCAGUUUUUCUGCCUCUGCUUGCUAUUCUCAGUAGCCCUGAGCAAAACAGUGAGAUAUAGCACUUUUGAGGAGGAUGCCCCAGGUACAGUUAUAGGUACGUUGGCCGAAGAUAUGCAUAUGAAAGCACCCGGAGAAAUGAGCUUCCGCCUGAUGAAGCAGUUCAACAGCUCUCUGAUACGGGUGAGAGAGGCUGACGGACAGCUGACCGUCGGGGAGAGCGGUAUUGACCGAGAGCAGCUAUGCCGGCAGUCCCCGCAGUGCAUCCUGGCUUUCGACGUGGUCAGUUUCUCCCAGGAACAGUUCCGGCUGGUGCACGUGGAGGUGGAGGUGAGAGACAUCAAUGACCACUCGCCCCGCUUCCCCCGCUCCCAAAUCCCCGUGGAGGUGUCGGAGAGUGCGGCUGUGGGCACCCGCAUCCCCCUGGAGGUAGCAGUGGACGAGGACGUGGGUUCCAACGCCCUCCAGAGCCUGCGCCUGGCAGAGCCACACAGCCCCUUCCGCGUGGAGCUGCAGACGCGAGCGGACGGCGCUAAAUGCGCUGAUCUGGUGCUGCUGCAAGAACUGGACCGUGAGAGCCAGGCCACCUACAGCCUAGAGCUGGUGGCCCAGGACGGGGGACGCCCCCCGCGCUCUGCCACAGCUGCCCUCAGCGUUCGGGUGCUGGAUGCCAAUGACCACAGCCCAGUCUUCCCACAGGGUGCUGUCACUGAAGUGGAGCUGGCGGAGGACGCACCUGUGGGCUCCCUGCUGCUCGACCUAGACGCCGCAGACCCGGAUGAGGGUCCCAACGGUGAUGUGGUGUUCUCUUUCGGUAGCCGGACCCCACCUGAGGCUCGGCGUCUCUUCCGCUUGGACCCGCGCUCAGGCCGCCUCACUCUAGCUGGACCUGUGGAUUAUGAGCGGAAGGAGACCUACGAAUUGGACGUAAGGGCUCAAGACAGAGGCCCAGGGCCUCGCUCUGCCACCUGCAAGGUCAUUGUGCGAAUCCGCGACGUGAACGACAACGCGCCAGACAUUUCUAUCACCCCUCUGGCAGUAGCCGCAACCGCGGUCCACGACCCUACAGGCCCACACACCGCCGCCUCCUUCUCCGCCCCUGUCUCGGCCUCCUCUGCAGGGCCUGAAGGCUCGGAGCCUGGAGUGGCCUCGAUUAUCCCGGAGGGGGCGGCGCGAGAGAGCCUCGUGGCACUGGUCAGUACCUCGGACAGGGACUCCGGAGCUAAUGGGCAAGUGCGAUGCGCCCUCUAUGGACACGAGCACUUCCGACUACAGCCUGCCUACGCGGGCAGCUACCUAGUGGUGACCGCGGCGGCCCUGGAUCGCGAGCGCAUCGCCGAGUACAACCUGACCCUGGUGGCUGAGGACCGCGGCUCCCCUCCGCUGCGCACUGUGAAGCCCUACACCGUGCGCGUGGGAGACGAGAACGACAAUGCUCCGCUCUUCGCCCGCCCUAUCUAUGAGGUGUCUGUGCGAGAGAAUAAUCCCCCGGGCGCCUACCUCGCCACUGUAGCAGCCCGAGACCCGGACCUAGGCCGCAACGGGAAGGUAACCUAUCGGUUGUUAGAGGCCGAAGUGGGUCGAGGUGGGGAGGCCGUAUCCACCUAUGUUUCGGUGGACCCAUCCACAGGGGCUAUCUAUGCGCUGAGGAGCUUCGACUACGAGAUGUUGCGCCAGCUGGACGUGCGUAUCCAGGCCAGCGACGGCGGCUCCCCACAGCUCUCGAGCACCACUCUGGUGCAGGUGCGGGUUCUGGAUCAGAACGACCACGCACCGGUUCUCGUUCAUCCCACUCCGGCCAAUGGCUCCCUGGAGGUGGCGGUGCCAGGGCGCACAGCCCGAGACUCGGCUGUGGCGCGCGUGCAGGCCCGGGAUGCAGACGAGGGGGCCAACGGAGAGCUGACCUUCGCCCUGCUGCAACAGGAGCCACGGGAGGCCUUCUCCAUAAGCCGCCGGUCAGGGGAGAUAGUGCUCACUGGGGACCUGUCCCAGGAACCCCCAGGCAGCGUGUUCCGAGGCCUGCUAACAGUAUCGGACUCUGGACACCCUCCGCUUUCCACCACCGCCACUGUUAGCUUCGUCGUGACGGCGGGAAGUGGUACUGGGUCGUCCCUGCCAGCAGCAGCUGGCGGCCCCGAGCGCUCCCGUCCCCCAGGACCCAGGCUCGGUGGCACGGGGUCGCUGCAGUGGGACACCCCGCUUAUCGUGAUCAUUGUGCUGGCGGGGAGCUGCACACUGCUGCUGGCUGCCAUCAUCACUAUUGCCACCACCUGUAACCGCCGCAAAAAGGAGGUGCGCAAAGGCGGGCCACGCCGGGAGGAGAGGCCUGGGAGCGCCAGCGGGGGACCCUCGUCCCCGAGCUCCCCGGAAGACCGAAAUCUGGGACCUAGCUCUCGGGCCAACAUGUUCGACGUGCUCGCCUUCCCCACAGGCAGCAGCAGCAGCAAAGCGCCCUUCGGAGGCUCCACCGCGGAGAGCUCCCAGACUGUGGCGGCUGCCACUGAAGUACCAGGGACCGAGGGCUGCGGCAGUGCCAGGGAAAAUGCCUGUCUUUACGAAGGGCAGAAGCGGCUCCGGGGAGCACAUGCUGAGCCCUACAGCUCCUCCCCGGGUUAUGGAAAGGAACCGGCGCCUCCUGUGGCCAUUUGGAAAGGUCACUCCUUCAACACCAUCUCUGGUCGGGAAGCCGAGAAAUUCAGUGGCAAAGAUAGCGGCAAGGGGGACAGUGAUUUCAAUGACAGCGAUUCUGACAUCAGUGGAGACGCCCUGAAAAAGGACCUCAUCAACCAUAUGCAGAGUGGAUUAUGGGCUUGUACUGCUGAGUGUAAGAUCCUAGGACACUCUGACCGAUGCUGGAGCCCAUCCUGUGGUCGAACCAAUGCUCACUCUUCCCCCCAUCCAUCAGCUCAGCUAUCAACCUUCUGUAAGAGUACUUCCCUGCCUAGGGAUCCUCUUCGAAGGGACAACUAUUACCAGGCUCAGCUACCUAAGACAGUAGGGCUACAGAGUGUCUAUGAAAAAGUAUUGCACAGAGACUAUGACAGGACAAUCACUUUGCUUUCUCCCCCUCGCCCAGGGAGACUCCCAGACCUGCAAGAAAUUGGGGUACCCCUCUAUCAACCCCCUCCUGCUAGGUAUCUGCCCCCUCAGUCAGGGACCAAUGACAAUGUUUAACCCUAUACUGCAUGUAUUCACACAUAUACAGGUCACUCCAAAAGCCCCUAAGUUAUUGGCUGGUUUCAGUGUUGUAUAUAUAAAUAUGCAAGAUGUGCCUUAAAAUGAAGUUGUUGGAAAAUAUUUCCAAUCACGUCAGUACUGUUUGGUAUUUGCAAACAA